AUGCCUUUCUACGACGCAGACACAAGGCAAGUUCAUCAUCAAUGGGCUUCGUUCGUUGCAGGAGCUAGCUGCCACAUCAAGAGCACCUGGGUUCCUGCCUAUAGAAGACGACAAAGACUACAACCCCAAACGCAAUCGCAAACGCAAACGCAAACGCAACAACCCCUCCAGCGUCCUGUUCAUCACCACUACUCUACUAACCCUAAACGCCUCAGAGAAGGGUUAGGGAUCAUCACGCCGACCCAUUUUCCGGCGGAGUUGAAUUCCACGGCGGUUUUCCGGUGUGUGAGAGUGAGCUCAUCAGUGGACGAUGGCAAAGAUCAGUACGCUUAUCAGACGACGGUGAGCAUCGGAGGACACGUUUUCAAAGGAAUUCUGUAUGAUCAAGGCCCAGAAGAUGAACAGAGAAUCAUCAGUACUGUUCAUCCUCGUCAUCAUCAUCAUCAUCAUCAUCAUCAGCGCCAGGAAUUUCUUCUUCCGUCAAGUUCUUCAUGUCCGCUAAUGACCACUACUAGCCCCUUCACCGCUUUCAUGUCCGGUACGGAAUUUUCUCCUCCUCGUCAAAAGCCUUAAAGAAACUAAAAAAAAUAGAUUUAAAAAAAAGAUCGAGAAUAAAAUUAUAUAUCAUCUACUUGGAAAUAAAUGAAAAUCCUUUCUGGGUUUGGAAUUUGGUCUGAAUUCUGAGUUAACCUUCGUAAUUGCUUUGUGUAUUGAUUUAGUAGUCACACACAUAGAGCUUCGCUUCAGUAAUUUUAAAUAAUUGCUUAA
Messenger RNA from Tarenaya hassleriana, 768 nucleotides. Its product is annotated as protein SHI RELATED SEQUENCE 3. The record is from RefSeq and is a predicted model, not a curated record. The coding region runs from base 1 to 573 and encodes 190 amino acids. The transcript has 4 exons. Gene Ontology annotation, cellular component: nucleus. NCBI's taxonomy places the organism in Eukaryota, Viridiplantae, Streptophyta, Magnoliopsida, Brassicales, Cleomaceae. Gene Ontology annotation, biological process: positive regulation of DNA-templated transcription. Gene Ontology annotation, molecular function: DNA binding; DNA-binding transcription factor activity.